Rhododendron vialii is the source of this 921-nucleotide messenger RNA. RefSeq lists its product as uncharacterized. NCBI's taxonomy places the organism in Eukaryota, Viridiplantae, Streptophyta, Magnoliopsida, Ericales, Ericaceae. The coding region runs from base 1 to 918 and encodes 305 amino acids. The transcript has 3 exons. The record is from RefSeq and is a predicted model, not a curated record.
AUGAGCCCUCGGUGCUUAUCAAUCCCCACUCAUUGUAAUUGUAGGCAGCCACCGCAUGGAAAGGACUGGAAGGCUAGGCAAAAGGAUUACUGUCAGGAGCACCAUGCUGAGUUGGAGAUGUGGAAUAAUAGGUUAGACCAUAUUAUUCUUGUUGGAGAGGCGGACCCUCAUGAGUAUGCGUACCCUGUCGAUGAUCCUUAUGUCAGUUGGUAUGAUAGGAUCACGAAACAAUAUAUUAGUCAACUAGGUGGAGGCGCGGACAAGGCGAUGAGAUUGUUUGAGAGGCUAAGGACAGUGCAGACAAUAGAGGAUAUUGACUUAGAUGAGUUUCGAUCUAUUGGGGAGGAAGGAGUUGAAGCGAUGACAUAUUUGGAGAAGUGGUUGCGCAAGAGGCCUCCAAUGGAGCCUAACCAGCCUCAAGCAGAAGGCGUGAAUGUGGCGGAAGAGGUUGACCUCUUACACGAGCUUGCGAUAGAGAUGGAAAAUGCUGCAGCGCAAGAGCCGGUGGAUCCAUUCAUACACAAUGAUGCCAUACCGGAUACAGUGGAUGCCGGGACUACUUCUGCAUCGCAAGAUGCAGAUGGGGGUUCUGUGUCUUCCUCCUUUACGACAAAUUUAAGGAGUGUGUCAAGCUACCCAUUCAUGCCUAUGUUUCAAAGUACUUCUCCGCUGCCGAUUCACACUGAUAUGCCUUUUGACUCUCAAAAUUGGUUCGAUUGCCCUUUGCAAAAUGUAGGAGGUCUGGACACAACUUUUCUUGGCAUGCCAGUGUUAAAGAAGAAGGAGACAUUGGACGGGGAUGAUGGUGGCAGUUCAGAUGCACCUCAGUUGAGAGAUGACUUAGUGGGUACAGGCGGUCACCCCACGGUGGAAGGGGAUGCAAAGGUGCAUGCAGAGCUCGAUGUUCAGGGCAAGUAGGGU